UCGCUGCUCAUUUGUUUUCAUAAACGCACUAAAACGAGGCGUCGUGACAUUAGCCUCAGUGCUAUUAUUUACUUUUUAUAUUUUUGUUAAUAAGUGCGUUUUUUUUUAUACAUUUAUGUGAUGACAGUCGAUGUUUAGAAUUUUAUCUUUUUAUUACGAUGUUAAUUUUAAGUUUGACGUUAACAAAUUUAAUGGCCUUGGUGUAAAAUACUAUGUAAUUAAUCUUUUAUUUCUGUAUCAAUGUGUGCAUUUUUAUUAAAAAUGAAAAUACAGAAAACGCCAUUAUAACACUAUACGCAAUCCUGUGGUGUGCCUGGCCAUGGCCAUGGAUAGGGCCGACCGUCUAGCCCGAAGUUUGGAAUUAGAAAAGGCAUACGUUCACGACGCAUAUCAAGAUAUGUACCAACCCACUACACAUAAGACUAAACCGUGGCCGAAAGUCACCCAAUUUUUACAUGAUUUAGAGCCUGGGUCACUAGUAUGCGAUAUCGGCUGUGGUACAGGCAAAUAUCUAUCAACUAACCCGAAUGUAUUCAAAGUCGGUGUUGAUCGUUGUAUGCGAUUAACCGAAAUAGCUAGAAGUCAAGGUAGCGAAGUUUUAGUUUGCGACAAUCUAACUUUACCAUUUAAAGAUUGUAGCUUAGAUGCUAUUCUAUCUAUCGCUGUUAUCCAUCAUUUUUCUACUGCAGAAAGAAGAGUGUGUGCUUUACGUGAAUUAGCCAGGGUAUUAAGAAUUGGUGGCCGUAUUAUAAUAACCGUUUGGGCUAUGGAACGCCGUCAUAGAACAUUUGAAUCUCAAGAUUUAUUGAUGCCAUGGUAUAAGCCUUGUAGAAAUAUAGACAGCGAAUCAACAGAAUUUUCUACUACAACUACUACCUCAGACGAUGAAUAUACCAGUAUGAGAAAAAAAUCUAACUCGGAAUCAAUAACAAGCACAAUGUUAUGUUAUGAAGGAAAGAGUAAACGUAAAGAAAAAUCGGACUGGAAAAGGGGUAUCACAAGUUCACCAAGUAGUUCCAGUUUAUCAAGUCCAGCCAAUGAAACUUGCUAUAGUUUCGUAAGAAAAGCAAUACAGAAGCUUGCCGGUUCAGGUAAACGAGGUAAAGUGACGUCUAAGCCAUGGUUUGUGGGUUCUUGGUCAUCUAUUUAUGGAAUUGAAUCACCUCCAAUAUUGCGAUCGGAUCCAGAAGGAUGUGAAACUUGUAUUGAGGAUGUACAACAUAUUCCCAUAGAACUCAGAAGAAUGGAAGAUUCGCCGGAUCUUGUACCGCAUUUUAAAAAAUCUGCUCAAAAAUCUAAAAGCUUAGAAACUAUUUCAAACGAUACAGAACGGCUUAGUAUGAUUCGAUCAAAAUCAAGUAUACCUGUACUUGAAAAGUCAAUACCAACUACGUUAACAAAACCAAAAUUAGUAAAACAAAAACAAUCUUUAUGCGAUGAAGAUGCUGAAGAAGAUAGAGAUAAAGCUACUGAUAUGAAAGACUUAGUAAAAAAAAUGCCACAAUUUGAUGUAGGGAGUGGUUCAAAAAGGUAUAGAUAUAAAAGUAAUGAAAUCAAACAAAGAUCUAUGAAUGAAGAGCUUAUGUCUGUUGAACGACUUAAAGAAAAGGAAAUUGUUCAAAAAAAUAUUCAAAGACAAGCUUCAUUGAAUGAAGAACUUAUGUACAAAACUCGUACACUAGAAUCUAUAAAAGACACAUUACAAUUGCUCAAAACAGGAUUUACUAAGACCUUCAAAAAUCCAUCAAGUCAAGUGUCUGGUAAUAUAAAGAGUGGCCUAAGUAGAAUGUUAGGAUAUAAAGAAGGUAGUGAAAAAAUUAAUAACGAAAAAAAAAUAGAGGCACCUGUUCCCGCUUUGGUGACAACAACAUGUUGUGAUAAAAGAAGGAGUUCUCGUGAAGAUGGUUCUUCUGAAGAUUCUUCCAAAGAUAGUUUACAAAGUGAUGCUAGUGUUGAUUCAGAGGAUAGUUUAAGUAGUUUAGCAUCAGUUAUUUUUGUAAAUGCUACCAUUGGGUCUGACAAAACAUGUUCUCCGCCGUUGGUUGACCAACAAGCUCGAACUGCUCCUUGUACACCAACAGCUAAGUCAUAUAAUCAGUACAGGUCAUCAUCUCAUCCUAAUACACCAAAAACCAGUCUAGUUCAUCCAUCUCAUUUCAAAUUGCCCUCUCGAUUCAAUUCUCAAAAUAGCAAUGAAUCAUAUCAACUAAAUUUGUCAUCAGAUCAAACAAAUGAUGAUAUUUUACAGCCAAUUAAAUUAUCUCCCGUUAAAACUGCAAUUGAAAUGAAACUUAAAAGAGAACAAGAAAAAGAUCAAGAGGUUGGACAAAGAGAUCACGUUUGUGAAGGAGGUGAUAGGAACAUACAACCCAAAGAAAGAAUAAGCGCAGAAAGGUUAAAACAAAUCCAAGACUUAUUACUAAAUAAAACACCUGUAAGUAAUCGAAAUCGAUUACCUAAAGCAGAUCGAACAUUUUCUGGCUUAAGAGGAAGACACUUUAUAAAAACAUUGGAAGAAACGUUUAAUCCUGAAAUAGAUGACGUGGACAGUGAUGCUGAAUCUUCGUCCUCCGACUCAGUCAGCAGUGUUAUAAGUGUUGUGGUUGACGAAGAACGCAAGACAGCAGACAUUCAAGAAGUUCUUAUUAAUGAUAUCGUUGAAACUAACAAUGGCAAGAUUGUUAAUGUAGAAAAAUGUGCAGACCAAACAGAUAAUAAUCCAAACACAAAUCUUACUCGAAUAGAUCAUAAUUGUGUAUCAAUAGAAAAUAAUGAUGGAAAUGGCGAUCGAUCAAAUCCAACUAACAGGUGGAGUCUUCAAGAACAUCCCAACAAAGGCACUCCGGUUCGAAACAGUCCGAGUCUAGGAUCUAUUCCAAAACACAAAAAAACUAAUAAAUGUUCAAAAGAUGAACUAUCGGAUUUACCGGAAACAUGGGACGAAGAAUGUCAAAAACAUUUAGCUGAUUUCGCAGAAAGGUUGAAUAAAAAAUUGAAGGCUGAAAUAGAUAGUGAAACAAAAGAAAGUAAAAAAUUGUUGCAUGAAGAUGAUAUGCCAAGCAUACCAGAAAUUGUAACAACACCGGAACCUUGUGGCUCUGAACAAUUAUCAUUACAUCAAACAGAAGACCUAUCAGAACUAUCUUCAGAAGGACAACCCGAAGACGAUUCAUUAGAUUACCAUCGCAUUGAAAUAUUAGCUGGAUCUGAAGUUCCUCGUCGGCCUAGUAUUUCAAUAGAAACACAAGAAUCGGUCGACAAAGUGUUUCGGAGUCGAGAAGGAUUCAGAUCACGACAUUAUCGUCAGUCUAUUGACUCAGCCGAAGAAGGUCGUCGUGCAUCACUUGAAUUAGAGAAUGAUUCAAAACGAGAUACAGUAUCUAGCAGUCAAGCUUCCCUUCUUCGUCCUGGCAACUCAUUAGAGUCAAACGAUACAGCUGACACACAUACUACAACACAGAGUAUGACUUCUCUCACGUCAUGGAGUGAUUGUAGCAAAGAUACUAGAUUUGCAGAUAGACGACAAGCUCGAUGUGACGGUCGAUCUUCCUCCGAAGAAACGGAUCCCCGACGGACAGCCGUACUUGUUCGGCAGCACGCAGCUAUUGAACCACAAGAAACGCUUAAAAGUGACGACACUAGUCUUUCCACCUCACAAGAAUCAUUGUCUGAAAAUAAUGGUGGUUCAAUAACUUUUCACCGCUAUUAUCAUGUAUUCAAAGAAGGUGAACUUGACCAAUUGAUUGAAAAGUAUGCUGAUAAUUUACACAUAAUAUCUUCCUAUUAUGAUCAGUCCAACUGGUGUGUAGUUGCUGAAAAAGUACAAGUAUGGACUAUAUAGAAAUAAUAAAAUCCCUAUAAUUGUGCAAACUUAUCAAAAAAAAAAAAAAGUAAGACUUUCUUUUUAACUAAAAUAAUGUAUGUCAAUGAUUUUAUUUCUUAAAUUUUAGAUAAAAAGAAAAUUUUUCAAAUGAUUAUUAACUAAUGGAAUUAAUAAUGUAAUUACAAAUUUUAUUUCUUGGUAUAUUUUGAAAUUUUAAUGUUAUGAUAUUGACAUAUUCUUAUUUAAGUGAAACAGUUUCAACUCCGUGUCAAAUAGUAGUGUAUAACUUAAAAGUAUUCAAUAUUUAUCUAUUAUAAGUGUGGUAACAAAAAUAAUAUUCAUUUUUAAAUAACUGUUAAUUUUAAAUUCAAGUAAUCAAAAGAAACUGUUUGUUUUCAAAAUAAAAUAAGUUAAAAUAGGUGCUAAUAUAUGUUUAAUUUUAAACUCAAUCGUUCAAAUUGACUGAUAUCGAAUAAAAAAAUUAUCAUAAUAGUUAAUAUGAAUUACUAAAAUUAACUUUUAUUGAUAUAACAAUUUUUCACGUAGCGAUAUUAUUUAAAAAGAUAAUUUUCAGUACAAAACUAAUAAUAAAUAACAAAGUCACAAAAUGAUUGAUAAUAUUUAGUUGAAAAAAUCAACAUUUUCAAGAAUAAUAACAUUUAUCUAGUAUAUAAUGUAUUCAAUAUUUUUAUAAAUGAACAUUAAUAUUUUUAUGUUAAUGCUUUAUGACAACUUUUCAUUAAUUUAUAGAACAUCUUUUUUAUAUAAUAAAUCAUUGAUUCAAAGCGUAGUUAAAACUAAUAUACUUUGAAUAGUUUUUAUUUUAGAUUAUAAAAGAACUAUUUAAAACAUGAUACUGAUCUUUUUUAUGGGCCAAACCAUUUCUUAAAUCUUUUUAUACAUUAUUGUUUAGUGUUAUAUUGUUUCAUAAUUUUUACUGUGAAAUAAAAACUAUAUAAGCUUGCGGAAUUUACAAAAAAUUCAUGUCGUUACUAUAAAAUUUAUUACCAAAUACUUUUCAUUAUUUAAAAUUAUUUGAAAAAAUUUAUUUGAAUAUAUAAGUCUUCCAAAUUAAAUAAUUAGAUCUGUUCUUUUAAAAUGUUUUCCAAAUAAUGGAAUUUCUUUUAAAGGUUCAAUAUAAAAAGUAAAGAAUCAAGUUGUGUAAAUUUAUGUU
Messenger RNA from Daktulosphaira vitifoliae (grape phylloxera), 4997 nucleotides. RefSeq lists its product as uncharacterized. The transcript has 10 exons. Gene Ontology annotation, molecular function: S-adenosylmethionine-dependent methyltransferase activity; tRNA binding. Gene Ontology annotation, biological process: tRNA wobble uridine modification. Gene Ontology annotation, cellular component: nucleus; cytoplasm. NCBI's taxonomy places the organism in Eukaryota, Metazoa, Arthropoda, Insecta, Hemiptera, Phylloxeridae. Bases 320 to 3841 code for a protein of 1173 amino acids. The record is from RefSeq and is a predicted model, not a curated record.